Molecule: messenger RNA, 27503 nt
Organism: Phyllostomus hastatus (greater spear-nosed bat)
Lineage: Eukaryota; Metazoa; Chordata; Mammalia; Chiroptera; Phyllostomidae
Gene: SYNE1
Product: spectrin repeat containing nuclear envelope protein 1
Exons: 146
Coding region: 383-26794 (8803 amino acids)
Cellular component (GO): membrane
Molecular function (GO): protein binding
Source: RefSeq, a predicted model, not a curated record
AAAGUUAGCAGCCGGUUGCAGCGCAUCUUCUUGCUGGGGCCAUUUCCUUCCUCCUCAACUCCUGGGAGGUGAACCCCGCGGAAAAGCUCACCCAGAGGGUGGGUUGCAGCACUGGCUUUGCAGCUGCGGAGAAACGCCGGAGGCCGUGCAUCUCCAGGAGGUUCCCGAGUUUCCGUAAGAGGAUAGUCUUAAAACAAAAGAAGAGAAAGAAGCGGUUUAAUCUCUGGAGGUGCUGUCUCCUCGCUGACUGCUGCAAGUGCCUGGGAUUGCUUUAGGACCGCAGAGAUCAAAUGAAGUUCAAGUGCGUUCCCUAGAGUGGCAGGGCCCUGCACUGCCUUGAGCAAAGAGUCCCUGCUGUUGGUUUCAUGCUGCAGCAGGGGCCAUGGCUGCCUCCAGGACGGCCUCUCGGGCUCCUCGGGACAUUGCCAACGUGAUGCAAAGGCUGCAAGAUGAGCAAGAGAUUGUACAAAAACGCACUUUCACCAAAUGGAUCAACUCUCAUCUGGCCAAGCGGAAACCCCCAAUGGUGGUAGAAAACCUUUUUGAAGACAUGAAGGAUGGUGUUAAGUUGCUUGCUCUCCUGGAGGUCCUGUCUGGGCAGAAACUGCCCUGUGAACAAGGACGCCGUAUGAAGCGGAUCCAUGCUGUGGCUAACAUCGGCACUGCCCUCAAUUUCCUCGAAGGCAGGAAGUCCAUGUACAGAGGAUCACCGAUUAAAUUAGUCAACAUUAACGCCACUGAUAUUGCUGAUGGCCGACCCUCAAUAGUUCUUGGACUGGUGUGGACCAUUAUCCUCUAUUUUCAGAUCGAGGAGCUGACCAGCAACCUGCCGCAGCUGCAGUCCCUGUCCAGCAGCACGUCUUCGCUGGACAGCAUGGCCAGCUCGGAGACGGCCAGCCCCCCCAGCAAACGGAAGGUGGCCACCAAGGUCCAAGGAAAUGCUAAGAAGGCUUUGUUGAAGUGGGUUCAGUACACAGCAGCCAAGCAGACCGGUAUAGAAGUAAAGGACUUCGGGCGGAGCUGGAGAAACGGGAUCGCCUUUCAUUCGGUCAUCCACGCUAUUCGCCCAGAGCUAGUGGACUUGGAGAGGUUGAAAGGAAGAUCUAACCGGGAGAACCUGGAGGAGGCUUUCACGAUCGCCGAAACGGAACUGGGGAUCCCCAGGUUACUAGAUCCUGAAGAUGUGGAUGUAGAUAAGCCAGAUGAGAAGUCGAUCAUGACCUAUGUCGCCCAGUUCCUGAAACAAUACCCCGACAUCCACGACACCGGCCCUGACGGGCUAGAGACUGAUGAAAUAUUUCCAGGUUUCCCAUCUUUUGCAAAUUUUAUCCACAAUCUUAAGAGAGAAGACAAGCUAAUUCUGAAGGAGAUGAAGGUUUGGAUAGAACAGUUUGAAAGGGAUUUGACAAGGGCCCAGAUGACAGAAUCAAAUUUGCAGGAUAAAUAUCAGUCAUUUAAGCACUUCAGAGUUCAAUAUGAGAUAAAAAGGAAACAGAUUGAACACUUAAUACAACCAUUACAGAAAGAUGGUAAAUUGUCACUUGACCAAGCAUUGAUAAAACAGUCCUGGGAUAGAGUGUCCUCCAGGCUCUUUGAUUGGCACAUACAGCUUGAUAAAUCUCUCCCUGCCCCUCUGGGCACUAUAGGUGCCUGGUUGUACAGGGCAGAGGUGGCUCUGAGGGAGGAAAUAACCAUUCAGCAGGUCCAUGAGGAAACAGCCAACACAAUACAACGGAAACUUGAGCAACACAAGGAUCUGCUUCAAAACACAGAUGCCCACAAAAGAGCCUUCCAUGAAAUCUACCGGACCAGGUCUGUCAACGGGAUUCCAGUGCCCCCCGACCAGCUGGAAGACAUGGCUGAGAGGUUUCAUUUUGUUUCUUCCACGUCAGAACUGCAUUUAAUGAAAAUGGAAUUUCUAGAGUUAAAGUACCGUCUGCUCUCACUGCUGGUCCUCGCGGAGUCAAAGCUGAAGUCUUGGAUCAUCAAGUACGGGAGGAGGGAGACAGUGGAGCUGCUUCUGAAAAACUACAUUUCUUUCAUAGAGAACAGCAAGUUCUUCGAACAAUACGAAGUGACGUACCAGAUCUUGAAACAGACCGCCGAGAUGUACGUCAAAGCUGAUGGGUCAGUGGAGGAAGCCGAGAACGUGAUGAAAUUCAUGAAUGAAACCACUGCCCAGUGGAGGAACCUCUCGGUGGAAGUCAGGAGCGUGCGGAGCAUGCUGGAGGAAGUAAUCGCUAACUGGGACCGCUAUGGCGGCACUGUGGCUAGUCUGCAGGCCUGGCUAGAGGAUGCUGAAAAAAUGCUAAAUCAAUCCGAACACGCCAAAAAGGAUUUUUUUCGGAAUUUGCCUCAUUGGAUUCAGCAACACACUGCCAUGAACGAUGCCGGCAAUUUUCUGAUCGAAACGUGUGAUGAGGUGGUUUCCCGCGACCUUAAACAGCAGUUACUAUUGCUAAAUGGGCGGUGGAGGGAGUUGUUUAUGGAAGUCAAGCAAUACGCUCGAGCUGACGAGGUGGACAGGAUGAAGAAGGAGUACACAGACUCUGUCACCACCCUGUCGGACUUUGCCGCCGAAGCCCUCAGGAAACUUUCCGAACCCGUCGAAGUCUCCUUUAUGAAUGUCAAGCUACUAAUCCAAGACCUGGAGGAUAUGGAGCAGAGGAUACCUGUGAUGGAUGCUCAGUACAAGAUCAUCACAAAGACAGCGCACCUCAUCACUAAAGAGAGCUCCCAGGAAGAAGCUAAUGAAAUGUUUGCAACCAUGUCUGGGCUCAAGGAGCAGCUAACCAAGGUCAAAGAACGUUACUCCCCACUCCUUUAUGAGUCUCAACAGCUGUUAGUGCCUCUGGAGGAGUUAGAAAAGCAGAUGACGUUCUUUUAUGACUCACUUGGGAAAAUCAAUGAAAUUAUAACUGUUCUGGAGCGCGAGGCACAAUCUAGUGCUGUUUUUAAACAAAAACAUCAGGAACUGUUAGCCUGUCAAGAAAGCUGUAAGAAAACCAUGGCGCAAAUUGAGAAAGGCAGUCAAAGUAUUCAGAAGUUUGUGGCCUUGAGUGGUGUGUUGAAGCACUUUGAUCAGACGAAGCUGCAGAGGCAGGUUGCAGAUGCCCACGUUGCUUUCCAGAACAUGGUCAAGAAAACUGGGGACUGGAGGAAGCACGUGGAAACCAACAGUCGCUUGAUGAAGAAAUUUGAGGAGUCUCGCGCAGAGCUGGAGAAGGUGCUCCGGAUGGCGCAGGAGGGCCUAGAGGAGAAGGGGAACCCAGAAGACCUCCUGAAGAAACACACGGAGUUUUACAGCCAGCUGGACCAGAGGGUGCUCAACGCUUUCCUGAAAGCCUGCGACGAGCUCACCGACAUCCUGCCCGAGCAGGAGCAGCAGGGCCUGCAGGAGGCUGUGAGGAAGCUCCACAAGCAGUGGAAGGAUCUUCAAGGAGAAGUCCCAUAUCAUUUGCUUCGUCUGAAGAUCGACGUGGAGAAGAACAGAUUCUUGGCCUGUGUAGAAGAAUGCAGAGCUGAGCUGGCCCGGGAGACCAAGCUGGUGCCCCAGGAAGGCAGUGAGAAGAUCAUUAAAGAGCACAGGAUUUUCUUCAGUGACAAGGGUCCUCAUCAUCUCUGCGAGAAAAGGUUGCAGCUCAUCGAAGAGCUGUGUGUGAAGCUCCCAGUCCGUGACGCAGUCAGGAACACGCCUGAAGCCUGUCACGUGACUCUCCGGGAGCUCCGAGUGGCGGUGGACAGCACCUAUGCGAAGCUGGUGGAAGACACAGACAAGUGGAAGGACUACACCAGCAGACUUUCUGAGCUCUCAUCUUGGGUCGCUGCGAAGGAAGCACAGUUGAAGGGGAUUAGGAAUGAGACCAUCGACGCUGCCAACCACGGAGAUGUUAAGCGGGCUGUAGAGGAGAUAAGAAACAGCGUUACCCAAAAAGGCGAGACUCUCAGCUGGCUGAAGUCCAGACUUAAAGAUUUGACUGAAGUUUCCUCUGAGAAAGAAGCCCAGAAGCAGGGAGAUGAGCUGGCCAAACUGUCUAGUUCCUUCAAGGCUUUCGGAAGUUUGUUGUCAGAGGUCGAAAAGAUGUUAAGCAGUUUUGGGGACUGUGUCCAGUACAAAGAAAUAGUCCAGAGUUCCCUUGAAGAGCUAAUGUCUGGUUCUAAAGAAGUCCAGGAGGAAGCUGAGAAGAUCUUGGACACGGAAAACCUGUUUGAAGCGCAGCAGUUACUUCUUCAUCACCAGCAAAAGACAAAGAGGAUCUGUGCAAAGAAGAGGGACGUGCAGCAGCAGAUGACACAGGCUCAGCAGGGAGAAGGCGGGCUGCCCGGCCAGGUCCAGGAGGAGCUGCAGAAGCUGGAGAGCACCCUGGAUGGCCUGGAGCGCAGCAGGGAGAAGCAGGAACGCCGCAUCCAGGUCACAUUAAGAAAAUGGGAGCGAUUUGAAACCAACAAAGAGACAGUGGUCAGAUACCUUUUUCAAACAGGUUCCAACCAUGAGCGCUUCCUGAGUUUUAGCAGCUUGGAAAGUUUAUCUUCAGAAUUGGAACAGACAAAGGAGUUCUCUAAACGAACUGAAGGUAUCGCCGUUCAGGCUGAGAAUCUUGUGAAGGAAGCUUCGGAGAUACCGCUCGGGCCCAAGAAUAAGCAGCGGCUCCAGCAGCAGGCCAAGUCCAUCAAAGAGCAAGUCCAAAAAUUAGAAGACACCCUUGAAGAAGAUAUUAAAACCAUGGAAAUGGUGAAAAACAAGUGGGAUCAUUUUGGCAAUAAUUUUGAGACCCUGUCCAUCUGGAUAACUGAGAAAGAAAAAGAACUCAAAGCCUUGGAAACUUCGUCAUCUGCCAUGGACAUGCAAAUCAACCAAAUUAAGGUCACAAUUCAGGAGAUAGAAAGUAAGAUCAGCAGCGUUACAGAACUAGAAGAAGAAGCUCAGUCUUUUGCUCAGUUUAUUACCGCGGGAGAAUCGGCUCGAAUCAAAGCCAAGUUGACACAAAUAAGAAGAUACUGGGAAGAACUUCGAGAGCAUGCGCAGAGUCUGGAAGGAAUUAUCCUGGGACAUUUAUCUCAGCAGCAAAAGUUUGAAGAGCAUCUUAGAAAGAUCCAGCAAUCUGUGUCUGAAUUUGAAGAAAAACUUGCCGAUCCAAUUAAAACAUGUUCUUCAGCUACGGAAUCAUACAAAGCUCUCCAGGAGCAUUUGGAUCUCUGUCAGGCCCUGGAAUCCCUGACCGGCGCAAUGGCCACCCUCUCGGCCAGUGCCCAGAAGGUCACUGACGGAGGCUGCUCGGCUCAGGAGGCCGCGACCCUGCAGCAGAGGUACGAGGGGCUGCUGAGCCGGGCUAAGGAGAGGCAGACGGUGCUGGAGAGCCUGCGCGCCCACUGGCAGAGGCUAGAGAAAGAACUGUCCACCUUUUUGACCUGGCUAGAGCGGUGCGAAGCGAUAGCCAGUUCCCCAGAAACGGACAUGUCUGCCGACAGAGCCAAAGUGGAGAGUGAACUUCAGCUAAUACAGGCGCUGCAAAGUGAAGUUGUAUCCCAAGCUUCCGUCUACAGCAACCUCAUGCACCUGAAGGAGGCGCUGUUCUCCGUGGCCUCCAAAGACGACGUGGACAUGAUCAGGCUGCACCUGGAGCAGCUGGAUGAGCGAUGGAGAGUUUUGCCAGAGAUGAUUAGCAAAAGGACUCAUUUUCUUCAGUCUGUGGUAGCCGAACACCAACAAUUUGAUGAAUUGCUACUUUCCUUUUCGGUCUGGAUUAAGCUGUUUCUCAGUGAAUUACAGACCACUUCUGAGAUAAGCAUCAUGGACCACCAAGCAGCUCUUAUUCGGCACAAGGACCACGCAGCAGAAGUAGAAAGCAAAAGGGGGCAGCUGCACAGUCUGCAGGAGCACCUCGCCAAGCUGGCUGCGCUGAGUCGAGCCGAAGACCUUCACCUCCUGCAGAGCAGAGCAGAGGACUGUGCCCAGCUGUUUGACGAGGCCUGCCAGGUGGUGGCGAGGCGGCAGCUGGCCCUGUCCCAGCUGGCCGAAUUCUUGCAGAGCCACACCUCUCUGUCAGAAGCUCUCCACCGGCUGAGGCAACGGGUGGAGGCAACCAACAGUAUAAACAAGAAACAGACUGAUUUAUUAGAAAAAGACUUAAAUGCUGCGAUUCAAGAUGUGAAAUCAUUAGAAUCAACUGCCAUCAGUCUCGAUGGCAUUCUUACCAAAGCCCAAUACCAUCUGAGGUGUAGAAGUUCUGAGCAAAGAACUUCCUGCAGAGCUACAGCUGAUCACCUCUGCUGUGAACUGGAGACGAUCCAGAACCUUCUGGGAACCAAGCAGAGUGAGGCAGACGCCCUGGCGGCCUUGAAAAAGGCAUUCCAUGACCAGAAGGAGGAGUUGCUGAGAAGCAUUGAGGACAUAGAAGACAGAGCAGACAAAGAGCGUUUGAAAGAACCUACUCGCCAAGCGCUUCAGCAGAGGUUGAGAGUCUUCAAUCAGUUAGAAGAUGAACUGAAUGCUCAUGAGCAUGAACUCUGUUGGUUGAAGGACAAAGCUCAGCAAAUCAGUCAGAAAGAUGUAGCCUUUGCACCAGAAGUCGAGAGGGAGAUAAAUCGCUUGGAGGUCACCUGGGAUGACACCAAAAAACUAAUUCAUGAAAACCAGGGUCAAUGCUGUGGGCUUAUUGGCUUAAUGAGAGAAUAUCAGAACCUGAAGUCAGCUGUAUCUAAAGUUCUAGAAAAUGCCAGCAAUGUGAUCGUAACCAGAACUACUAUCAAAGAUGAGGAGGAUCUUAAGUGGGCUUUCUCCAAGCAUGAAACUGCCAGGAACGAAAUACAUAACAAGCAGAAAGAGUUGGAUAACUUUACCAGUAAAGGAAAGCAGUUGUUAUCCGAGCUGAAGAAAAUUCACAGCAGUGAUUACACGUUGGUGAAAACCGACAUGGAGAGCACCGUGGACAGAUGGCUGGACAUGUUGGAGAGAAUUGAGGAAACCGCUGAUAGGCUGAGGGUAAGCCUGUCCCUUUGGGAGGAUGUUCUCUCGAGUAAGGACGAGAUCGAAGCGUGGUCCAACACCUGUGUUCCACGUCUUGCCGACAGCAUCAGCAACCUGGACGACAGCCUCAGGACAGAGGAGCUCCUGAAAGAACUUGAGUCUGAAGUUAAGAACAAAGCAUUGAAAUUGGAAGAACUUCAUUCUAAAGUUAGUGAUCUAAAAGAAUUAACUAAAAAUCCGGAAACACCACCAGACCUUCAGUUUAUAGAAGCAGACCUCAGGCAGAAACUGGAGCAUGCCAAAGAAAUCAGUGAUGAAGCCAAAGGAACCUUGAAAGAUUUCAGGGCCCAGAGUACACAAGUGGAGAAAUUCAUUAACGACGGAACAACCUGGCUGACAAAACUAGAGGACUCCCUGGUGAACUGUGCCCAGACGGGGACGUGUGAAGGGCUGAAAAAAGUGAAGGACAUACAAAAAGAACUUCAAAGUCAACAAAGCAACAUCAGCUCCACCCAAGAAAACCUCAAUAGCUUGUGCCGCAAGUACCACUCAGCCGAGCUGGAGCGCCUGGGCGGCGCGAUGACCGGGCUGACUAAGAAACACGAAGCCGUCAGCCAGUUGUGCUCCAGAACACAGGCCAGCCUGCAGGACUCGCUGGAGAAACACUUCCAUGAGUCCAUGCAGGAAUUCCAAGAAUGGUUUUCUGGGAUAAAAGCAGCAGCAAAAGAAUCAUCGGAUAGAACUGGUGACAGCAAAGUCCUGGAGGCAAAGCUCCAUGACCUUCAGAACAUUUUGGACUCAGUCGGUGAUGGGCAGAGCAAGCUCGAUGCUGUGACUCAAGAAGGACAAGUUUUGUAUGCACAUUUGUCUAAGCAAAUUGUCAGUACCAUUCAGGAAGAGAUUACAAAGGCUAACGAAGAGUUUCAAGCAUUUCUGAAACAAUGCCUCAAAGACAAACAGGCCCUUCAAGACUGUGCUUUAGAACUUGAGAGCUUUGAGGAUCAGCACAGAAAACUGAACUUAUGGAUCCAUGAAAUGGAUGAAAAGUUAAGCUCAGAAAGCUCAGGAGAGAGUAAACAGCACAUUUCUGAGAAGAAAAACGAAGUCCAUAGACUUGAAAUGUUUCUGGGCGAGCUACUGGCUGCCAGAGAGUCUCUGGAUAAGCUCUCCGAGAGAGGGCAGCUUCUCGGUGAGGAAGGCCACGGGGCCGGGCAGGAGGGGCGCCUGUGCUCUCAGCUGCUCACCAGCUACCAGAACUUAGUCAGGAUGACCAAAGAGAAGCUCCGGAGCCUGCAGGUGGCCCUGCAGGAGCACGAAGCCCUGGAGGAUGCGCUGCAGAGCACGUGGGCCUGGGUGAAGGACGCGCAGAACAAGCUGGCCCUGGCCGACAGCACCGUCGGAAGCAAAGACAGCGUGGAAAAGCGGCUGUUACAGAUACAGGACAUUCUCCUGAUGAAAGGAGAAGGGGAAGUUAAGUUGAAUAUGGCCAUUGGCAAAGGGGAACAGGCCUUGAGAAGCAGCAACAAAGAAGGCCAGAAGGAGAUUCAGACUCAGCUGCAGACCCUUACGGAUGCGUGGGCCAACGUCAUGAGCUCCUCCAUCCGUGCUCAGAGUACUUUAGAGUCUGUGAUUAGCCAGUGGAAUGACUACCUGGAGUGGAAAAUCCAGUUGGAGCAGUGGAUGGAAUCAGUAGAUCAGAAAGUGGAACAUCCCUUGACGCCGCAGCCAGGUCUGAAAGAGAAGUUUUCCCUUCUGGACCACUUUCAGUCCAUCGUCUCUGAAGGGGAGGACCGCACCGCAGCCCUGCACCGCCUGUCCUCCCAAUCCAGGGAGCUCUACCAGAAGACGGAGGACGAGUCUUUCCAGGACACAGCUCAGGAGGAACUGAAAUCACAGUUUAAUGAUAUCAUGACCGUUGCCAAGGAGAAAAUGAGGAGAGUGGAAGAGAUUGUGAAGGACCAUCUAAUGUAUUUGGAUGCAGUGCAAGAAUUUACAGACUGGCUCCAUUCGGCAAAGGAAGAACUUAAUCGGUGGUCAGAUAUGUCUGGAGAUUCAUCAGCCACCCAGAAAAAGUUGUCUAAAAUUAAGGAGCUGAUGGAUUCCAGAGAGACCGGGGCAAGCCGCCUGAGCAGAGUGGAGACACUGGCUCCCGCAGUGAAACAGAAUACAACGGCCGGUGGGGGCGAGCUCAUGGACUCAGAGAUGCAGGCCCUCCGCGCCGACUGGAAGCAGUGGGAAGACGGCGUGCUGCACACACAGACCAGCCUGGAGAGCCUGGUGAGCCAAAUGGCCCUUUCGGAGCAGGAGUUCUCGGGCCAAGUGGCCGAACUGGAGCAGGCCCUGGAGCAGUUCAGUGUGCUUCUGACAUCGUGGGCUCAGCAGCUAGCCGCCCUGGAGGGCAAGAACACGGACAAGGAGAUAGUGCAGUGCUGGAAGAAAGGACAAGAGAUACUGGACGCUCUACACAAAGCAGAGCCUAAGACAGAGGAGCUCAAGUCUCAGCUGAAUGAACUUUGUCGAUUUUCCAGAGACCUGAGUACAUACAGUGGAAAAGUUUCUGCCUUGAUUAAAGAAUAUAACUGUCUUUGUCUGCAAGCAUCCAAGGGCUGUCAGAACAAAGAACAGAUUUUACAGCAAAGAUUCCGAAGAGCCUUCAAGGAUUUCCAGCAGUGGCUGGUUAAUGCGAAAAUCACCACCGCCAAGUGUUUUGAUAUACCUCAAAAUAUGAAUGAAGUUUCAACAAGUCUUCAGAAAAUACAGGAGUUUUCGUCGGAGAGUGAAAACGGCCAGCACAAGCUAAACGUGAUGCUCUCCAAAGGGGAACUUCUGACUGCUCUGUUGACCAAAGAGAAAGCCAAUGGUAUCCAGGCCAAAAUGGCAAAUUCAAAAGAAGAUUGGAAAAAGUUUCAUUCAAAUCUUCACCAAAAGGAAUCUGCCCUGGAGAAUCUCAAGAUCCAGAUGAAGGACUUCGAAGUGAGUGCUGAGCCUGUCCAGGACUGGCUGAGCAAAACGGAGAAGGCAGUGCGUGAGAGCAGCACCCGCCUGUACGACCUGCCAGCAAAGAGGAGAGAACAGCAGAAGCUGCAGUCUGUCCUUGAGGAAAUAAACUGCUACCAGCCUCAGCUCCACAGGCUAAAAGAGAAAGCUCAGCAGCUGUGGGAAGGACAAGCUGCCAGCAGGAGCUUUGUGCACAGAGUGUCGCAGCUGUCUGCUCAGUAUCUAGCGCUAAGCAAUCUAACAAAGGAGAAAGUGUCCAGACUGGACAGAAUCGUGGCCGAGCACAGCCAGUUCUCCCUCGGGGUGAAAGAGCUGCAAGACUGGAUGACAGACGCCGUUCACAUGCUGGACUCCUACUGCCACCCCACGUCCGACAAAAGUGUGCUGGACAGCAGGAUGCUCAAGCUGGAGGCCCUGUUAUCAGUGAAACAGGAAAAAGAGAUCCAGAUGAAAAUGAUCGUGACCAGGGGGGAGUCUGUCCUGCAGAGCACCUCUCCAGAAGGCGUCCCUGCCCUUCAGCAGCAGCUGCAGAGUGUGAAGGACAUGUGGGCUUCCCUUCUGUCUGCAGGGAUCCGUUGCAAAAGUCAGCUGGAGGGAGCGCUGUCCAAGUGGACGAACUAUCAGGACGACGUGCGGCAGUUCUCCGGCUGGAUGGACGGUGUGGAGGCCAGCCUGAGUGAAUCAGAAAGGCAGCACGCGGAGCUGCGGGACAAAGCGGCCGCUCUGGGGAAGGCCAAGUUAUUAAAUGAAGAAGUGCUGAGUCACAGCAGCUUGCUGGAAACCAUCGAACUCAAGGGGGCUGCCAUGACGGAACACUACGUCACGCAGUUAGAGUUCCAGGAGCUACAGGAGCGGUACAGAGGCAUCCAGGAGAGGGCCAAGGAUGUGGUAAUGAAGUCUGAAAAACUGGUUCGCCUGCACCAAGAGUACCAGCGAGACCUCGGGGCAUUUGAAGUGUGGCUGGGGCAAGAACGAGAAAAGCUGGAGCGAUACUCAGUCCUUGAAGGUGAUACCCACACUCACGAAACAGCACUGCGGGGUCUUCAGGAGCUGCAGGUUCACUGCGCCGAGGGGCAGGCGCUGUUGAAUUCUGUGCUGCACGCCAGGGAGGAGGUGAUACCAUCGGGCAUCCCCCAGACGGAGGAUCGGGCUUUGGAGUCUCUCCGGCAGGACUGGCAGGCGUACCAGCAGAGACUGUCUGAGACCCGAGCUCAGUUCAAUAACAUCGUCAACAAACUCAGGCUGAUGGAACAAAAGUUUCAGCAAGUGGACGAAUGGCUGAAAACGCUGGAGGAGAAAGUGAGUCUCAGGGCUGGACGUCGGUCCAGCCGGGCAGCCAAGGAGACACAGUUACAUCAGAUGAAGAAGUGGCAGGAAGAGAUCACCUCUUGCAGGGACGAAGUGGAGGAGGUGGGAGCCAGAGCGCAGGAGAUCCUGGACGAGCGCCACGUGAGCAGCCGCCUGGGCUGCCAGGCCACGCAGCUGACCUCCAGAUACCAGGCCCUGCUCCUCCAAGUGCUGGAACAAAUAAAAUUCCUGGAGGAAGAGAUCCAGAGUUUGGAGGAGGCCGAAUUAUCCCUAAGUUGCUAUUCUGAUUGGUACAGCUCUACUCAUAAAAACUUCAAGAAUGUGGCUGCCAAAAUCGAUAAAGUAGAUAAAGCAAUGAUGGGGAAAAAAAUGAAGACGUUGGAGGGUUUGCUAAAAGACAUGGAGAAAGGCCACAGUCUGCUGAAAUCGGCCCGAGAGAAAGGAGAGAGGGCUCUGGAAUUCUUGGAGGACGGCGAGGCAGACUCUUUAAGAAACGAGAUUCACGGUCACGUGGAGCAGCUGAAGGAGCUGACCAGCACUGUUCGGAAAGAGCACGUGACUCUGGAAAAGGGCCUUCAUUUAGCAAAGGAGUUCUCGGAUAAAUACAAAGCACUCACUCAGUGGAUCACAGAAUACCAAGAAAUCCUACAUGUUCCUGAAGAGCCCAAAAUGGAACUAUAUGAGAAAAAAGCUCAAUUAUCUAAAUACAAGUCGCUUCAACAAACAGUGCUGUCCCAUGAACCAUCAGUGAAAUCCGUGAGAGAGAAAGGUGAGGCUCUUCUGGAACUGGUGCAGGACGGUACUUUGAAGGACAAAAUAGGUCAGCUUCAGAGUGAUUACCAGGACCUCUGCCGUGCGGGGAAGGAGCACGUUCACAGCCUGGAGGUGAAGGUCAGAGACCACGAAGAUUACAACAGUGAGCUCCAGGAAGUGGAAAAGUGGCUGCUGCAGAUGUCAGGCAGGCUGGUGGCACCCGACCUCGUGGAGACCAGCAGCCUGGAGACAAUCACCCAGCAACUGGCGCACCACAAGGCAACGAUGGAAGAAAUUGCUGGCUUUGAAGACCGUUUGAACAACCUUAAAAUCAAAGGCGACAACUUGAUCAGCCAGUGUGCAGAACACCUCCAGGCGAAGCUUAAACAGAACGUGCACGCCCACCUGCAGGGCACGAAGGACAGCUACUCGGCGAUCUGCAGCACAGCCCAGAGGGUGUACCAGAGUCUGGAACAUGAACUGCAGAAGCACGUUAGCCGCCAAGACACCCUACAGCAGUGCCAGGCCUGGCUCUCUGCAGUCCAGCUGGACUUAAAGCCAAGCCCACACCCGCCUCCAAGCAGGGCAGAAGCCGUGAAGCAGGUCAAGCACUUCAGAGCUUUGCAGAAGCAGGCCAGGACCUACUUAGACCUCCUGUGCUCCAUGUGCGACCUGUCAAACGCUUCUGUGAAAACCACGGCAAAAGAUAUUCAACAAACAGAGGAAAUGAUUGAAGAAAGGCUCAUCCAGGCACAGAACUUAACUCAGGGCUGGGAAGAGGUCAAGCACAUGAAGGCUGAGCUGUGGAUUUACCUCCAGGACGCCGACCAGCAGCUGCAGAACAUGAAGCGGAGGCACGCAGAACUGGAGCUCAAUAUUGCCCAGAACAUGGUUUCCCAAGUAAAGGAUUUUGUUAAGAAACUGCAGGACAAACAGGCAGCAGUGGCCGCUAUCACGGAAAAGGUGGACGCGUUAACCAACAAGCGGGAGUCCCCUGAACACAAGGAGAUCAGCCAUUUAAAUGACCAGUGGCUAGACCUGUGCCGCCAGUCUGCCCAUCUGUGUCUGCAAAGGGAGGAGGACCUUCAGAGGACAAGAGAGUACCACAACCGCAUGAAUGCCGUGGAGGUGUUCUUGGAAAAAUUUACUGCCGAGUGGGACAACCUAGCCAGAUCCGACGCGGAGAGCACAGCUGUCCACCUGGAAGCGCUGAAAAAGCUCGCCCUGGCCUUGCAGGAGAGGAAGCAGGCUAUCGAAGACCUGAAGGAGAAGAAGCAGAAAAUGACGGAGCAUCUGAACUUAGACGACAGGGAGUUAGUGAAAGAACAGACAAGCCACCUCGAGCAACGCUGGUUCCAGCUGGAGGACCUUGUGCAAAGGAAAAUCCAAGUGUCAGUCGCCAACUUGGAGGAACUGAAUGUGGUGCAGGCCAAGUUCCGGGAGCUGAUGGCGUGGGCAGAGGAGCAGCAGCCCAACAUCGCCGAGGCCCUCAAGCAGAGCCCCCCGCCCGACAUGGCUCCCAACCUCCUCAUGGAUCACCUCGCCAUCUGCAGCGAACUGGAGGCCAAACAGGUGCUCCUGAAAUCGCUCACGAAGGACGCCGACAGGGUGAUGGCGGAUCUCGGCCUGAACGAGCGGCAGGUGAUCCAGAAGGCGCUCUCCGAUGCACAGAGGCACGUGAACUGUCUCAGCGACUUAGUGGGCCAGAGACGAAAGUACCUGAAUAAGACCUUGUCUGAGAAAACCCAGUUUCUCAUGGCUGUGUUCCAGGCAACCAGCCAAAUUCAGCAGCAUGAGCGCAAGAUAAUGUUCCGUGAGCACAUCUGCCUGUUGCCGGAGGAUGUGAGCAAACAGGUGAAAACAUGCAAGAGCGCUCAAGCCAGCCUCAGGACUUACCAGAACGAAGUCACUGGCCUUUGGGCCCAGGGCCGUGAAUUAGUGAAAGGGGCCACGGAGCAGGAGAAGGGGGAACUGCUGGGUAAGCUUCAGGAACUGCAGAGCGUCUACGACACCGUCUUACAAAAGUGCAGCCACAGGCUGCAAGAACUGGAGAAGAGUUUGGUUUCUAGGAAGCAUUUUAAGGAAGAUUUUGAUAAAGCUUGCCACUGGCUAAAGCAAGCAGAUAUCGUUACGUUUCCUGAAAUCAACCUAAUGAAUGAGAAUGCAGAGCUCCACACGCAACUGGCCAAAUACCAGCACAUUCUUGAGCAGUCUCCAGAAUAUGAAAAUCUCCUGCUGACGUUGCAGAGAACCGGGCAGGCCAUGUUGCCGUCGCUGAAUGAAGUCGACCAUUCCUACCUCAGUGAAAAGCUGAAUGCUCUGCCCCUGCAAUUUAAUGUCAUUGUCACCUUGGCUAAAGACAAGUUCUAUAAGGUCCAAGAAGCGAUUCUCGCUCGGAAAGAAUAUGCUUCCUUGAUCGAGUUGACCACCCGGUCUCUGAGUGAACUCGAAGAGCAGUUCUUAAAGAUGAGCCAGGUGCCCGCGGACCUGGCCGUGGAAGAAGCUGUGUGUCUUCGGGAUGCGUGCAGAGCUCUUCUGGAAGAAGUGGCAGGCCUCGGGGGAGCAGUGGACGAGCUGAACCAGAAGAAAGAAAGUUUUCGCAGCACGGGGCAGCCUUGGCAGCCAGACAGGAUGCUGCAGCUUGUCACCCUGUACCACCGGCUGAAGCGACAGACAGAGCAAAGGGUUGGCUUGCUCGAAGACACCAGCAGCGCCUAUCACGAGCACGAGAAGAUGUGCCACCAGCUGCAGAAACAGCUCGAGGCAGCGAAAGCAGAGCAGUGCAAAGUGAAUGAGGAGACGCUUCCCGCAGAGGAGAAGCUCAAACUGUACCACUCGCUGGCGGGAAGCCUUCAGGACUCGGGAGCCCUGCUGAAACAGGUGGCCAUGCAUCUCGAGGACCUAGUUCCACACCUGGAUCCCUCGGCGUAUGAGAAAGCCAAGCAUCAGAUCCAGGCCUGGCAAGAGGAGUUAAAACUGCUGACUUCGGCCAUUGGCACGACGGUGACCGAGUGCGAGAGCCGCAUGGUGCAGAGUAUAGACUUCCAGACGGAGCUGAGCCGCUCUUUGGACUGGCUGAGGAGUGUGAAGGCAGAACUGAGUGGGCCCGUGUGCCUGGACCUGAACCCCCAGGACAUCCAGGAGGAGAUCAGAAAGGUCCAAAUUCAACAGGAAGAGGUACAGUCCAGCCUGCGGAUAAUGAAUGCCCUGGGUAACAAGGAGAAGGAGAAAUUCACGAAAGCCAAGGAGCUGAUUUCCGCUGAUUUGCAGCGCACUCUUGCUGAACUCUCAGAGCUGGAUGGAGACAUUCAGGAAGCUUUAGGCGCCAGACAGGCUACCUUGACUCAAAUAUACAGUCAGUGCCAAAGGUACUACCAAGUGUUUCAAGCUGCCAGCGACUGGCUUGAGGAAGCCCACAAAAUGCUGAAGCUGGCAGGCAAUGGCCUCGACGUGGAGAGUGCAGAGGAAAGUCUCAAGAGCCACACGGAAUUUUUUAGUGCAGAGGAUCAGUUCCAGAACAAUCUGGAGGAGCUCAAAGGCCUGGUAGCCAACCUGGACCCACUCAUCAAGCCAACCGGGAAAGAGAAACUAGCGCAGAAAAUGGCUUUCCUGGAAGAGAAGAGCCAGAGGACGAUCCAGGACGCACACGCCCAGCUAGAGCUCUUGCAGAGAUGUGCAGCUCAGUGGCAGGAUUACCAGAAAGCAAGGGAAGAGGUUAUCGAAUUGAUGAAUGAUGCGGAAAAGAAAUUGUCCGAAUUUUCUUUAUUAAAGACGUCUUCCAGUCACGAAGCAGAAGAAAAAUUGUCAGAAAACAAGGCUUUAGUGGCACUGGUUAACUCUUUCCAUGAGAAAAUCGUGGCCCUGGACGGUAAAGCUUCCCAACUGGAAACAGCUGGAAAUGACGCGAGCAAAGCAACCAUAGGCAGAUCCAUGACGACGGUCUGGCAGCGCUGGGCACGGCUCCGUGCAGUGGCCCAGGACCAGGAGAAGAUACUGGAAGAUGCGGUGGACGAGUGGAAGAAUUUUAACAAUAAGGUUAAAAAAGCCACUGAAAUGAUCCAUCAGCUGCAAGGUAAAUUACCGGGAAGUUCAGCGGAGAAAGCCUCAAAAGCGGAACUCCUAACGCUGCUGGAACUUCACGACACGUUCACGCUGGAGCUGGAGCAGCAGCAGUCGGCCCUGGGCAUGCUGCGGCAGCAAGCGCUGAGCAUGCUCCCGGAUGGGGCCACGCCGUCCCCCGGGGGAGAGCCGCCCGCCAUGCAGGAAAUCACAGCCCUGCAAGAUCAGUGCCUGAACAUGCAGGAGAAAGUGAGGAAUCACGGGAAGGUGGCGAAGCAGGAGCUGAAGGACCGGGAAGCCGUGGAGACUCAGAUCAAUUCUGUGAAAUCUUGGGUUCAGGAAACGAAGGAAUAUUUGGGGAAUCCAACAAUAGAAAUAGAUGCUCAACUUGAAGAACUUCAGAUUCUCCUAACAGAAGCCACCAACCACCGACAGAACAUGGAGAAAGUGGCCGAGGAGCAGAAGAGCAAGUACUUGGGUCUCCAUGCUAUUUUACCUGCGGAGCUCUCCCUCCAGUUAGCUGAGGUGGCCUUGGACCUGGGAACUAUCCAUGACCAGAUCCAGGACAAAGUAAAGCAAGUUGAACAGAGCAAGGCCAUGAGCCAGGAAUUCAGCCAGCAAAUUCAGAAGAUAACUAAAGAGCUCACAACUAUUCUAACUACACUGAGAGCAAAGACAGAUAAUUUAGUUCAAGCAAAAACUGACCAAAAGGCGCUGGGAGAGGAGCUGGAUGCCUGCAGUUUAAAGCUGAUGGAGCUGGAUGAGGCGGUACAGAAGUUCUCGGAACAGAAUGGCCAGCUGGGUAAGCCCCUGGCCAAGAAGAUAGGAAAGCUGACUGAACUGCACCAGCAGACCAGUAGGCAGGCUGAGAACCGGCUCUGCAGGCUCAGCCAGGCAACAUCACAUUUAGAAGAAUACAGUGCAAUGCUUGAACUGAUUCUGAAGUGGAUUGACAAAGCUAGAGUCUUGGUACAUGGAAAGAUUGUGUGGAAUUCUGCCAGGCAACUUCGGGAACAAUACAUUUCCCAUCAGACCAUGCUAGAAGAAUCGGAAGAAAUCCACAACGAUCUGGAAGCAAUGGCCGAGAAGUUACAGUACCUUUCUAGCGUGUACCACACAGAAAAAAUGUGUCACCAAGUGGCAGAACUGGGACGGGAGACCGAGGAAUUGCGGCAGAUGAUCAAAUUUCGUUUGCAGAAUCUCCAAGAUGCUGCCAAGGAUAUGAAAAAAUUUGAAACAGAGCUAAAAAACUUACAAGUUGCUUUGGAGCAAGUCCAGACCACCCUGACUUCUCCGGAAGUCGGGCGUCUUAGUCUCAAAGAGCAACUGUCUCAUCGGCAGCAUCUGCUGUGUGAGGUGGAGUCGCUGAAGCCGAAGGUCCGGGCCGUGCAGACCAGCCAGAGUGCGCUCCGGAUCCCCGAGGACGUCGUCGCCCGCCUGCCGCUCUGCCGCGCGGCGCUCCAGCUGCAGGAGGAGGCUAGCCGGCUGCAGCACAUGGCCAUCCAGCAGUGCAACGUCCUGCAGGAGGCUGUGAUGCAGUAUGAACAAUAUGAACAAGAAAUGCAGCACCUCCAGGAGCUCAUAGAAGGAGCUCACAGAGAGAUUGAGGAUCAGCCGGUGGCCACCAGUAACAUCCAGGAGCUGCAAGCCCAGAUUUCUCGGCACGAGGAGCUGGCUCAGAAAAUCAAGGGCUACCAGGAGCAGAUUGCCUCUCUGAACUCCAAGUGCAAGAUGCUGACAAUGAAAGCCAGGAACGCCACCAUGCUGCUGACGGUGACCGAAGUGGAGGGGCUGCCGGAGGACUUGGACGGGAAGCUCCUCCCAGCCUCUUCUGCCCACCCCUCUGUGGUCAUGAUGACUGCAGGUCGCUGUCACACUUUGCUGUCACCUGUCACUGAAGAGUCUGGGGAGGAGGGAACCAACAGUGAGAUUUCCUCUCCACCUGCCUGUCGUUCCCCUUCACCUGUGGCUAAUACAGAUGCUUCUGUUAACCAGGAUAUUGCUUACUACCAAGCCUUGUCUCCGGAGAGGUUGCAGACAGAUGCCGCAAGGAUUCACCCCAGCACCUUGCCAGCCCAGGAGUCCCGUGAACCAGGACUGGAGCCGUCUGCGACUACUAAGCUGGACGAUCUGCAGCGUUCUUGGGAAACGUUGAAGAAUGUGAUCAGUGAAAAGCAGCGCUCCCUCUAUGAAGCUCUGGAACGCCAGCAGAAGUACCAGGACUCCCUGCAGUCCAUCUCCACGAAAAUGGAGGCCAUCGAGAUGAAGCUCAGCGAGAACCCAGGGCCGGGCAGGAGUCCAGAGAGCCAGAUGGCCGAACAUCAGGCUCUGAUGGAUGAGAUUCUCAUGCUCCAAGACGAAAUCGGCGAGCUGCAGGCGUUUCUCGCAGACGAGCUGGUGUCCCAGUCCCCGGAGUGCGACCCCGUGGAGCAGCUGGCCUUGCAGUCCACGCUUACCGUCUUGGCCGAGCGCAUGUCCACCAUCAAGAUGAAAGCGUCGGGGAAGCGACAGCUCUUGGAGGAGAAGUUAAAUGAUCAGCUGGAGGAACAGAGGCAGGAGCAGGCCCUGCAGAGGUAUCGCUCGGAAGUUGACAAGCUGGACGACUGGCUCCUGAGCACCAAGGCCACCCUGGACGUUGCACUGGGCGCCUCCAAGGAGCCCAUGGACAUGGAGGCCCAGCUGGUGGACUGCCAGAACAUGCUGGUGGAGAUAGAGCGGAAGGUGGUGGCCUUAUCGGAGCUCUCGGCCCACAAUGAAAACCUGCUGCUGGAGGGCAAGGCUCACACGAAGGACGAGGCUGAGCAGCUGGCAGUGAAGCUGAGAACCCUCAAGGGCAGCCUGCUGGAGCUGCAGAGAGCCCUGCAUGACAAGCAGCUCAACAUCCAGCAGGGGACGGCACCGCAGAAGGAGGAGAGCGACGGGGACCCCGCAGCCACCCAGAGGCCCGGCGUCCAGGAAUGGCUGGCCCAAGCUCGCUCCACCUGGGCGCACCAGCGGCAGAGCAGCCUCCAGCAGCAAAAGGAGCUGGAGCAGGAGCUGGCGGAGCAGAAGAGCCUCCUCCGGUCGGUGGCCAGCCGAGGAGAGGAAAUCCUGACCCAGCACUCGGCUGCGGGGACCUCUGGCGCUGCUGGUGAAAAACCUGCUGUGUCAUCCCAGGAGUUGGGGAUGGAAGGGGAGAGGCCCGCUGCCGAAGACCAGAUGAGAGUGAAAUGGGAAAGUCUGCACCAGGAGUUCAGCGCCAAGCAGAAGCUGCUGCAGAGUGCUCUGGAGCAGGAGCAAGAGCAAGUGCUUUACCGAAAGCCAAACCGGCUCCUGUCCGGCGUGCCGCUGUUCAAGGGCGAGGGGCAGACCCAAGACAAGUCUGCGGUGGCGUCUCUGCUGGACGGGCUGAACCAGGCGUUUGAGGAGGUUUCCUCCCAGGGUGGAGGCACAAAGAGGCAGAACGUGCACUUGGAACAGAAGUUAUAUGAUGGAGUCUCCGCGACCUCCACUUGGCUGGAUGACGUGGAAGAACGUCUGUUUGUUGCCACAGCCCUGGUACCAGAAGAAACGGAAGCUUGCCUCUUCAACCAAGAGGCUCUUGCCAAAGAUAUUAAGGAAAUGUCUGAAGAAAUGGAUAAGAACAAGAACUUGUUUUCCCAAGCGUUUCCAGAGGAUGGUGACAACCGCGACGUUAUUGAAGACACCUUGGGGUGCCUUUUGGGGAGGUUAUCCUUGCUGGACUCAGUAGUAAACCAGCGGUGUAAUCAGAUGAAGGAAAGACUUCAGCAAAUACUGAAUUUCCAGAAUGAUCUGAAGGUGCUGUUGACAUCGCUGGCGGACAACAAGUACAUCAUCCUGCAGAAACUGGCCAAUGUGUUGGAACAGCCCAUGGCGGAGCAAAUAGAGGCAAUACAGCAGGCUGAAGACGGGCUAAAGGAGUUGGAUGCAGGGAUCGCUGAAUUAAAAAAGCGCGGAGACAAGUUGCAGGUUGAGCAGCCCUCUCUGCAAGAACUCUCCAAACUGCAGGACAUGUACGAUGAACUGAUGAUGACCAUUGGCGCUCGGCGGAGCGGGCUGAACCAGAAUCUUGCGCUCAAGAGUCAGUACGAGAGGGCCCUGCAAGACCUGGCUGACCUGCUGGAGACGGGCCAAGAGAAGAUGGCCGGCGACCAGAAAAUGAUCGUGUCUUCCAAAGAGGAAAUCCAGCAGCUCCUUGACAAACAUAAGGAAUACUUUCAAGGCCUGGAGUCUCAUAUGAUUUUGACCGAAACGCUCUUCAGGAAGAUAAUCAGCUUCGCAGCGCCCCAGGAAACGCAGGUCCACACGGACGUGAUGGCGCAGGCUUCCGCGGUCCUGAAGCGGGCCCACAAGAGGGGCGUGGAGCUGGAGUACAUUCUAGAGACCUGGUCGCACCUGGAGGAGGACCGGCAGGAGCUCAGCAGGCAGCUGGAGGUGGUGGAGAGCAGCAUCCCCAGCGUGGGGCUGGUGGAAGAGAGUGAGGACAGGCUCGUCGACCGCAUCACGCUCUUCCAGCAUUUGAAAUCCAGCCUUAACGAGUACCAGCCCAAACUGUAUCAGGUGUUAGAUGACGGGAAACGACUUCUGAUGUCCGUUAGCUGCUCAGAUCUGGAAAGCCAGCUAAAUCAGCUUGGAGAACACUGGUUAAAUAACACCAACAAAGUGUCUAAGGAACUCCACAGACUGGAAACAAUACUGAAACACUGGACCAGAUAUCAAAGUGAAUCCGCAGCUCUAACUCACUGGUUACAGUCUGCGAAAGACAGGCUAGAAUUUUGGACUCAGCAAUCUGUGACGGUCCCUCAAGAGCUGGAGACGGUCCGUGAUCAUCUGAAUGCUUUCCUGGAGUUUUCCAAAGAAGUGGAUGCCAAGUCUUCCCUGAAAUCGUCUGUCCUGAGCACUGGAAAUCGGCUCCUCCGGUUAAAGAAAGUGGACACGGCCACCUUGCGCUCCGAGCUGUCGCACAUUGACGGCCAGUGGACCGACCUGCUGACAAACAUUCCAGCCGUUCAGGAAAAGCUCCACCAGCUCCAGAUGGACAAGCUCCCAUCACGCCAUGCCAUUUCUGAGGUCAUGACCUGGAUCUCUCUCAUGGAGCACGUCAUCCGCCAGGAUGAGGAGGACAUAAACAAUUGCGUCGGUUACCAGGCAAUUCACGAAUACCUUCAGAAAUAUAAGGGUUUCAAGAUAGACAUUAACUGCAAACAGCUGACAGUUGACUUCGUGAACCAGUCUGUGCUGCAGAUCAGCACUCAGGACGUGGAAAGUAAACGCAGCGAUAAGACUGAUUUCGCUGAGCAACUUGGGGCAAUGAAUAAGAGCUGGCAGAUCCUGCAGGGUCUAGUAGCUGAGAAGAUUCAGUUGCUGGAAGGCUUGUUGGAAUCUUGGUCAGAAUAUGAAAAUAGCGUACAGUGUAUGAGGACUUGGUUUGAAACCCAGGAAAAGAGACUCAAGCAGCAGCAGCGGAUUGGAGACCAGGCUUCAGUUCAGAACGCCAUGAAAGACUGUCAGGAACUAGAAGAGUUGAUUAAAGCCAAAGAAAAAGAGGUAAAGAAAAUUGAACAAAGUGGACUCGCCUUGAUUCAGAACAAGAAAGAAGAAGUCUCUGGCGCCGUCGCGAGCACGCUGCAGGAGCUCAGCGGGACCUGGGCCAGUCUGGACCACAUGGUCGGGCAGCUGAAGACGCUGCUGAAGUCCGUGCACGCCCAGUGGAGUCGGCACAAGGCGGCCUUCGACGAGAUCCACGGUCACCUCAUGGAGGCCCGGUACUCCCUGUCCCGGUUCCGCCUGCUCAUCGGCUCACUGGACGCUGUGCGCGUCCAGGUGGACAACCUUCAGAAUCUUCAAGAUGAUCUAGAAAAACAGGAAAAUAGCCUACAGAAAUUUGGCUCUGUCACCAACCAACUAUUAAAAGAGUGUCACCCGCCUGUGACAGAAACACUUACCAACACACUAAAGGAAGUCACUAUGAGAUGGAAUAACUUGCUGGAAGAGAUAGCUGAGCAGCUGCACUCCAGCAGGGCCCUCCUACAGCUCUGGCAGAGGUACAAGGACUACUCCAGACAGUGUGCUUCCACGGUCCAGCAGCAGGAGGAGCGGACCAACGAGCUCCUGAAGGCAGCCACUAAUAAGGACAUCGCCGACGACGAAGUUGCUACGUGGAUUCAAGACUGCAACGACCUCCUCAAAGGACUGGGGACGGUGAAGGACUCCCUGUUUGUUCUCCAUGAGCUGGGAGAGCAACUCAAGCAACAAGUGGAUGCUUCAGCGGCAUCCGCCAUUCAGUCAGACCAACUCUCUUUGAGCCAGCACUUGGGCACCCUCGAGCAGGCUCUUUGCAAACAGCAGACUGUGUUACAGGCUGGGAUUCUUGACUACGAAACCUUCACCAAGAGCUUAGAAGCUUUGGAAGCCUGGGUGGUCGAAGCUGCAGAAAUGCUGCAAGGGCAGGACCCCAGCCACUCCUCGGACCUCUCGACCAUCCAGGAGAGGAUGGAGGAGCUCAAGGGACAGAUGUUAAAAUUCAGCAGCAUGGCCCCGGAUCUGGACCAUCUGAACGAGCUUGGCUAUAGGCUGCCCCUGAACGAUAAAGAAAUCAAACGGAUGCAGAGUCUGAACCGGCACUGGUCCCUGACCUCCUCUCAGACGACGGAGAGAUUCAGUAAGUUGCAGUCAUUUUUGCUCCAACAUCAGACUUUCUUGGAAAAAUGUGAAACAUGGAUGGAAUUCCUGGUUCAAACGGAGCACAAGUUGGCAGUAGAGAUUUCAGGCAACUAUCAGCAUCUUCUGGAGCAGCAGCGAGCCCACGAGUUGUUUCAAGCGGAGAUGUUCAGCCGUCAACAGAUUUUGCACUCGAUCAUUACUGAUGGGCAGCGUCUUCUGGAACAAGGUCAAGUUGAUGACAGGGAUGAAUUCAACCUGAAGUUGACACUUCUCAGUAAUCAGUGGCAGGGAGUGAUUCGCAGGGCCCAGCAAAGGAGAGGCAUCAUCGACAGCCAGAUCCGCCAGUGGCAGCGCUAUAGGGAGAUGGCAGAAAAGCUGCGUAAAUGGUUGGUCGAAGUGUCCUAUCUGCCCAUGAGUGGUCUCGGGAGUGUCCCAAUACCACUGCAGCAAGCGAGGACCCUCUUCGAUGAAGUGCAGUUCAAAGAAAGAGUGUUCCUGCGACAACAAGGCAGCUACAUCCUGACCGUGGAGGCGGGCAAGCAGCUCCUGCUGUCUGCAGACAGCGGGGCGGAGGCCGCCUUGCAGGCAGAACUCACGGAAAUCCAAGAGAAGUGGAAAUCCGCCAGCGUGCGCCUGGAGGAACAGAAGAAGAAGCUGGCCUUCUUGUUGAAAGACUGGGAAAAAUGUGAGAAUGGAAUAGCUGAAUCACUGGAGAAACUCCGAACUUUCAAAAAGAAGCUUUCCCAGCCUCUACCGGAUCACCACGAAGAGCUCCAAGCGGAGCAAGUGCGCUGCAAGGAACUGGAAAAUGCAGUGGGGAGCUGGACAGAUGACCUGGCACAGCUGACCUUACUGAAGGACACCCUCUGUGCCUACAUCAGUGCCGACGACAUCUCCAUCCUGAACGAACGCGUGGAGCUUCUGCAAAGGCAGUGGGAAGAACUCUGUCACCAGCUCUCCCUAAGGCGGCAGCAAGUCGGUGAGAGACUGAACGAAUGGGCGGUCUUCAGUGAAAAGAACAAGGAGCUUUGCGAAUGGCUGACUCAGAUGGAAAGCAAAGUUUCCCAGAACGGAGACGUCCUCAUUGAAGACAUGAUAGAGAAGCUCAGGAAGGAUUAUCAAGAGGAAAUUGCUGUUGCCCAAGAGAACAAAAUACAGCUCCAACAAAUGGGAGAGCGCCUUGCUCGAGUCAGCCAUGAGAGCAAGGCCUCCGAGAUUGAAUACAAGCUCGGCAAGGUGAAUGACCGGUGGCAGCACCUCCUGGACCUCAUGGCAGCCAGGAUAAAGAAGCUGAAGGAGACUCUGGUCGCCAUUCAGCAGCUGGACAAGAACAUGAGCAGCCUGAGGACGUGGCUGGCUCACAUCGAGUCGGAGCUGGCCAAGCCCAUCGUCUAUGAUUCCUGUGACUCGGAAGAAAUACAGAGAAAGCUAAAUGAGCAGCAGGAGCUGCAGAGAGACAUAGAGAAACACAGCACGGGCGUGGCCUCCGUGCUCAACCUGUGUGAGGUGCUGCUGCAUGACUGCGACGCGUGCGCCACGGACGCCGAGUGUGACUCCAUCCAGCAGGCGACACGGAACCUGGACCGGCGGUGGAGAAACAUCUGUGCUAUGUCCAUGGAGAGGAGACUCAAAAUUGAAGAGACAUGGCAACUGUGGCAGAAGUUUCUGGAUGACUAUUCGCGUUUUGAAGAUUGGCUCAAGAUUUCCGAAAAGAUAGCUGCCUUCCCCAGCUCUUCUGUGGUGCUCUAUACAGUUGCCAAGGAAGAACUGAAGAAAUUCGAGGCGUUCCAGCGACAGGUGCACGAGACCCUGACCCAGCUGGAACUGAUCAACAAGCAGUACCGGCGGCUGGCCCGUGAGAACCGCACUGACUCCGGCUGUCGCCUAAAGCAGAUGGUCCACGAAGGCAACCAGCGAUGGGACAACCUGCAGAAGCGCGUCGCCUCCAUCCUGCGCAGACUCAAGCAUUUCAUUGGCCAGCGCGAGGAGUUUGAGACAGCACGGGACAGCAUUCUGGUGUGGCUGACAGAGAUGGAUUUACAGCUCACUAACAUUGAGCAUUUUUCUGAGUGUGACGUUCAAGCUAAAAUAAAGCAACUCAAGGCCUUCCAGCAGGAAAUCUCGCUGAACCACAGCAAGAUCGAGCAGAUCAUCGCCCAGGGAGAACAGCUGAUUGAAAAGAGUGAGCCCUUGGAUGCGGCGCUCAUCGAGGAGGAGCUGGACGAGCUCCGGCGCUACUGUCAGGAGGUCUUCGGGCGCGUGGAGAGAUACCACAAGAAACUGAUUCGCCUGCCUCUGCCAGAUGACGAGCACGACCUCUCCGACCGGGAGCUGCAGCUGGAUGACUCCGCAGCUCUGUCGGACCUCCACUGGCACGACACCUCUGCGGACAGCGCGCUGUCCCCGCAGCCCUCCUCCAACCACUCCCUCUCACUCGCCCAGCCCCUCCGGAGCGAGCGGUCAGGACGAGACACCCCUGCCAGCGUGGACUCCAUCCCCCUGGAGUGGGACCAUGACUACGACCUCAGUCGUGACCUGGAGUCUGCCGUGUCCAGAACUCUGACCUCUGAGGACGAAGAGGGCCAAGAAGACAAAGAUUUCUACCACAGGGGAGCCGUUGGCUUAUCAGGGGAUCCCAGUGCCUUAGAAUCGCGUCUCCGCCAGCUGGACAAAGCCCUGGACGACAGCCGCCUUCAGAUGCAGCAAACCGAGGAUGUCAUCCGCAGCAAAACUCCCACAGGACCGGAGCUGGACACCAGCUACCGAGGCUACAUGAAGCUGCUGGCCGAGUGCAGCGGCAGCAUAGACUCGGUGAGGAGGCUGGAGCACAAGCUGAAGGAGGAAGAGGAGAACUUUCCCGGCUUCGUGAACCUGAACAGCACUGAAACCCAGACAGCAGGUGUGAUUGACCGGUGGGAGCUCAUCCAGGCGCAGGCCCUGAGCAAGGAGCGGAGGAUGAAGCAGAACCUCCAGAAGUGGCAGCAGUUCGGCUCCGACCUGAACAACAUCUGCACCUGGCUGCGGGCGACGGAGGAGGAGCUGGAGCAGCUACGGCGCCUGGAGCUCAGCACCGACAUCCAGUCCAUCGAGCUCCAAAUCAGAAAGCUCAAGGAGCUCCAGAAAGCUGUGGACCACCGCAAAGCCAUCAUCCUCUCCAUCAACCUGUGCAGCUCCGAGUUCACCCGGACUGGCAGCGAGGAGAGCCGGGCCCUGCAGGAUCGCCUGUCCCAGAUGAACGCGCGCUGGGACCGGGUGUGCUCCCUGCUGGACGAGUGGCGGGGUCUGCUCCAGGACGCCCUGAUGCAAUGUCAGGAUUUUCAUGAAAUGAGUCAUGGUUUGCUUCUCAUGCUGGAGAACAUCGACAGAAGGAAGAAUGAAAUCGUUCCCAUCAAUUCUCACCUCGAUGCAGAGACCCUUCAGGACCAUCACAAACAGCUUAUGCAAAUAAGGCAGGAGCUACUGGAAUCCCAACUCAAAGUGGCCUCGCUGCAAGACAUGUCGUGCCAACUGUUGGUGAACACUGAAGGCACGGACUGUUUAGAAGCCAAAGAAAAAGUCCACGUGAUUGGAAAUCGGCUCAAACUUCUGUUGAAGGAAGUCAGCCGUCACCUCAAGGAGCUGGAGAAGUUGCUAGACAUGUCAAGCAGUCAGCAGGACUUGUCCUCCUGGUCGUCUGCUGAUGAGCUGGACACCUCGGAAUCUGUGAGUCCUACGUCAGGAAGAAGCACCCCAAACAGACAGAGCACGCCACGAGGCAAAUGUAGUCCCUCUCAGCCUGGACCCUCUGUCAGCAGUCCACAUAGCAGGUCCAUAAAAGGUGGCUCCGAUUCCUCCCUUUCUGAGCCUCGGCCAGCGCGGUCCGGCCGCCCUUUCCUGUUCCGAGUGCUCCGCGCGGCCCUCCCGCUCCAGCUCCUCCUGCUGCUGCUCAUCGGGCUCGCCUGCCUGGUCCCCAUGUCAGAGGAAGACUACAGCUGCGCCCUGUCCAACAACUUCGCCCGGUCGUUCCACCCCAUGCUCAGAUACACAAACGGCCCUCCGCCCCUCUGAGCCAAGCAGGUGCAAUCUGCAGUGGUGCUGGUAGUGUAAGGAGGAUUUGGCCCAAAGCCACCCCAAAAUAGUGAAAAGAGGACCUGAAUCUUGGCGAAUGCCCUUGGUGUGGCAGCUUGAACCCGUGUGUGCAAAUCAUGACCUCGGAGGUGGAUGAUAAACAGUGGCAGGAGGAGAGCAAACAGAAGAUAGAGGUUUGGAAGAAAUAUCAUUGAAAACUCUGAGCCUCCGUGCUAAAGAGAUGAAGGACCUCCAGCGGUCUCUGGACACGUAUAUUCUGGGCCUUCGGCCCUUUCUCUGCAUACCCAAGGACUUCAGCACGCCGUCGGGGCAGCUUUCCCAUGGUGGGCCCCGUCCAUUCAGUAGGUGACGCCACCUGAGCGCCACGUUAGCGUCCAGCACUCUACCAGCCCAGCAGCGCUGAAGAGAUUUUAGAACCUUGUAACAUACAGUUUUUACAAGCUUAUAUGGCAGCUUCCUUUUACCUCGUUUUCCUUUGGGGCAUGAUGUUCUAUCCUUUGCUUGAGAAGCACAGCUGUAAAUCCAAAAGGCACUUUUUUAAAAAGUAUAAAGAAGAACUGGAUGUAAUAAAUAAGACCAUGGAAGGCUUUAUGUGGAAAAAAAAGAGAUAUUUAUGUAUGUACAGUUUGCUAAAGCUAAGUUUUGUUUGUAUUGGUUUCUUUGCAUUUAUUAUAGAUACUAUAAAAUA